UCAUCUUUCUUCCCCACGUACGCCUGUGAAUGUGAUAUGUGAAAAAAGCAGUGGAAGAAUUUUCAUCUCCAGAAUUGCGGAAAACCCCUUCUAUUUUCUAGGGCUUGCAAAAAAACCGAAAAUUUCUAGGGUUUUCUUCUUCUCCGUCUUUCAUUUCCCAUUCUCCAGGACUUGAUAGAAUUUUUAUCUCUCUCUGAGGAGGAAUUCCAGUUAGGGCUUUCACAUCAUGAAGGCGAUGAAUUCGCUGCAAGAUUUGAUUGAGGAAGCGAAGGUCCGGACGCUGUGGUGGGCAAUCUGUGUCUUCGGGAUCGCCUACUUCUUGUCGCACACAAGUAAAUCUAUGUGGACAAAUAUCCCCAUAUCCAUUCUUAUGCUCUCUGGAUUGCGCCUUUUAUCAUAUGAGGUGGAUUUCCGUUGGAAGGUUCGUCCGGUUCAUCGACAGUCAUAUCUAUCUCAUUUGCAGAAGAAACAGCUGUCACUGGAUGAUCCACGUCUUUCAACUUUACCAACUGCACCAAGAUGGAAAAGGAAAAUUGAUUCUCCUCUUGUGGAAGCUGCGAUAGAUGAUUUCAUUAAUAAGAUUUUGCAGGACUUCAUGGUAGAUUUGUGGUAUUCAUCAAUUACUCCUGACAAGGAGGCCCCUGAACAGAUACACAUAUUAAUCAAUGAUGUUCUUGGUGAGAUAUCUAGAAGGCUUAAACAGAUCAACCUUCUCGACUUAUUAACAAGGGAUAUGGUUGACUUAAUAGGGAACCACUUAGACCUCUAUAGAAGGAAUCAGUCUUCCAUUGGUGCGGAUGUCAUGGGAAUACUAUCUUCUGAUGAAAGGGAUGAAAGGUUAAGACACCAUCUAAUAGCUUCUAAGGAGCUUCAUCCUGCUCUGCUCUCUCCUGAGUGUGAGUACAAGGUUCUUCAACGGCUUAUGGGUGGAGUGUUGGCUGUAGUCUUAAGACCACGAGAGGCUCAAUGCCCCUUGGUUCGGUGUUUUGCCCGGGAGCUUUUAACUUGCUUGGUAAUGCAACCUAUAAUGAAUUUAGCCAGCCCUGGGUAUAUCAAUGAGUUGCUUGAAUGUAUUUUCCUUGCUGCUAAAGAUGACAGGAGUAAAGAGGCCAGACAUGAUAAGUCAACUGAUGUAACCAGUCAUCAUUCUGUUACCACAGGAGCUUCAAAUCAAUCCAGUGACAUGGCAUUGGCAUUGGCAAUGGCAAAAAUUACUAAUCAUGGAGAAAUGUCCCAGGCUGAUUGUGUGCAUGAUAUGCAUUCACGUCCAGCAGAUUGGGCAAGGAGUUUGGAUGCUGCAACGCAGAGAAGAACCCAAGUUCUUGCUCCCGAAAAUCUUGAAAACAUGUGGACCAAAGGAAGAAAUUAUAAAAAUAAAAGUGACAGUCAUGUUAGAAUAGGAACUAAAGGACCGGUAAAGAAGACUUCAGGAACCAUUAGCACCAGUGGGCAUGUUGGAAACACGGGGAAUGAAAAGUUAACUGACAAACAUGGAAGUCCAACAAGAACAGAAGAUAAAUUUGUGGUGCGGGAAAAGCAUGGGUCGUCUCAUUCUCAAGUAAGUGGAGAGGUACAUGUCAAACCUCAAUUAUCUCAAGAUCUGAACAAGGUACCAUCUUUUGAGGGAGGUCACCUUGUUAAUGAAUGGAAGGAGCAUACCAACCAAGCUGCUGAAGGCAACAUGAGACUGCUUAAGCGUUCCAAUAGUACUUCUGCCUUGAAAAGUCUCCCUGAUAUUGACAAAACACUUAUAGGAGAAACUGGGGAGGCUUUGGGUGCCAAGGAGUUACGUAACCCACAUUUGGACUUCCAGAAGGAAGAAGGGUCCAGUGGUGUCAGUGUCUCUGAAGUGGUUCUCCACGGUGAAGGAUCCUUGCAUGUCCCCAAGCUCAAAUGUCGGGUUGUGGGAGCAUAUUUCGAGAAGAUUGGGUCAAAAUCUUUUGCAGUUUAUUCAAUCGCUGUGAGAGAUGCAGAGAAUAAGACCUGGUUUGUGAAAAGAAGAUACAGAAACUUUGAGCGACUCCAUCGGUAUCUUAAAGAUAUACCAAAUUAUACAUUACAUUUGCCUCCAAAGAGGUUUCUUUCAUCAAGCAUCGAGGAUUCUUUUGUUCACCAGCGGUGUAUUCUGCUUGACAAAUAUUUGCAAGAUCUUUUGUCAAUAGCCAAUGUUGCAGAACAACAUGAAGUGUGGGAUUUUUUAAGUGUUACCUCAAAGAAUUAUGCUUUUGGAAAAUCUACCUCAGUGAUGAAGACAUUGGCGGUCAAUGUGGAUGAUGCUAUGGAUGAUAUUGUUCGCCAAGUCAAAGGGGUUUCGGAUGGUCUAUUGCGCAAAGUUUCUGGAUCUUCAUUACCUUAUACAACUUCUCCUACGGUAGCAGAAAGGCACCUGGCUUUGUCCUGGAAUGAAGAGGAGAUUGGUAAACAUAGCUCAAGCCACAGUAAUAUGGAGACAUAUCAUAGCUUAUCUGAUGAGGAAAGUACAAAAGAUGCGGUGCAUGAUGAGGCGGCUUCUGCUGCACUAAUUCAUGGAUGGCAUUCAGACAAUGAAUUGACCUCAAAAGGCUUCCCACCUCGGGUGCUAAAGCGUUUUGAAGAAUCCAAAAGCUUGGCUUCCGGGAGAAGCCAACAGUUGGGGAUGAAAUUUGAGAGGUUUGGUUUGUAUGGGGAUUUAGCAAUGAAUGCUUCGGCAGCCUCUAAUCUUCUAGAGUAUCCAGUUGGAGUGCCACCAGAGUGGACACCGCCUAAUGUAAGUGUACCGCUGUUGAAUUUAGUUGAUAAGAUAUUUCAGCUUAAUCGAAGAGGUUGGCUAAGAAGGCAGGUCUUCUGGAUCUCGAAGCAAAUUUUGCAGUUAGUGAUGGAAGAUGCUAUCGACGAUUGGCUUCUCAGGCAAAUUCAAUGGCUCCGAAGAGAUGACAUUAUUGCUCAAGGGAUUCGCUGGGUUCAAGAUGUUCUCUGGCCUAAUGGCACGUUCUUUCUGAAGUUCGAGAAUAAUCAAGAUGAAGUGAAUAGCAUUCAGUACAGUCAGAAACCUGCACAAACUGGAAGCCGGAUAGGUGGUGAUAAAGUCUCCCAUCCUAGCUCCUUUGAGAUGCAGCUUGAGGCAGCUCGGAGGGCUAGCUAUGUUAAGAAAAUGCUCCUUGGCGGAGGAGCUCCAACUGCUUUAGUCAGUUUGAUCGGGCCUAAACAGUACCGGCGUUGUGCGAAAGACAUUUACUACUUCUCCCAGUCAACCAUCUGUGUGAAGCAGCUAGCAUACUGCAUGUUGGAACUUCUCCUUCUUUCACUGUUCCCAGAACUGCAAGAUCUCGUCGUAGACAUACAUGAGAAGAAGGAUGUGCACCCGGCUUAAGAUGGCAGAUCAGUAUUGCAAAUUCCUUUGGAGCACAGCAUCUACACGACUCUCUCUCUCCUUGCAUUCAGGUGACACUGGAACCUCCUCAAGCUUGAAAAUAUCCCAUGCUUUGUCAGCAGGUGGAUCCCUUUCUACCGAAAAUCUGCCUACAUGUGGCGGGUCCUGUAAAGAGCAGAAAGCAUCUCGGUUUUCAAUUGUGGAUUUUUUUUCUUCUUUUUUUCCGGGUUGGGAAUGGCCUUGAAUUUCUCGUUCAAAAUGUACAGAUGUACAUUUGAAAUCUGUAUAGAUUUCUUUGGAGGAAACCCUCCCGUCGACACACAUGGUCACUAAGUCAUCACCCAAGUUUUCAUAAUGUACAGGCUUGAAUAUGAACUCUCUAAUCGAAUUGCGGUGUGUCCAUUCUCUAGCAGUUUUGGAAUACGGAAUUUUGUUCCAACUUCUUAUU
Messenger RNA from Magnolia sinica, 3797 nucleotides. RefSeq lists its product as uncharacterized. Gene Ontology annotation, molecular function: phosphatidylinositol binding. The record is from RefSeq and is a predicted model, not a curated record. The transcript is spliced from 15 exons. The coding region runs from base 227 to 3349 and encodes 1040 amino acids. Lineage: Eukaryota; Viridiplantae; Streptophyta; Magnoliopsida; Magnoliales; Magnoliaceae.